AUGUCGGAGCAGAUAGUCUAUCUGCAUGGCGACCUUGACCUCAAAAUCCUCGAGGCGAGGCGGUUACCGAAUAUGGACCUCUUCUCCGAGCGGCUCCGCCGCUGCUUCACCGCCUGCGACACCAUCAACUGCUCUCGCUCUCGCUCCAAGAAGCCUCCGCAGUCGGUCGACGACAGCAAGAUUUCUCACCACCGGAAUAUCAUGACCAGCGACUCUUACGUCAAAGUCUGCGUGCCUCAGGCAACGGUGGCGCGUACGCGCGUCAUUAAGAACUCUCAGAAUCCUCAAUGGCGCGAGACCUUUUGCAUCCCGCUCGCGCAUCCUGCGGCCAAACUUGAAUUUCAGGUGAAAGAUAACGACGUCUUCGGCGCUCAGAUGAUUGGAACCGCCUCCAUCUCCGCGGAGAGAAUCGCCACCGGAGAAGUGAUUUCCGGCUGGUUUGACAUUAUCGGACCUACUGGAAAGCCUCCGAAGCCUCCUUGCGCGAUCAAGGUCGAGUUGAAGUUCACUCCUUUCGAGAAAAACCCGGUCUACAAGCACGGCAUAGCCGGCGAUCCAGCACGGAAGGGAGUCUCCAACACCUACUUUCCUCUGAGAAAAGGCAGUCACGUGCGGCUCUACCAGGAUGCGCACGUGCCGGAGGGGCUGCUGCCGCAAAUUGAAUUGGACGGAAGAAAAGUUUAUAAGCCUGAGCAUUGCUGGGAGGAUCUUUGCUAUGCGAUUUCGGAGGCUCACCAUAUGAUAUAUGUGGUUGGAUGGUCUGUGUUUCACAAAGUGAGGCUGGUUAGAGAGCCGACCCGGCCGUUGCCACGCGGCGGCGACUUAACGCUAGGAGAGUUUCUCAAGUAUAAAUCAGAAGAAGGUGUACGGGUGUUGAUGCUGGUCUGGAAUGAUAAGACAUCCAACGACGUCUACUCGGCAGGAAUGAUGGGAACGCAUGAUGAAGAAACCCGGAAGUUUUUCAAGAAUUCAUCUGUCACUUGUGUUCUGGCCCCUCGCUAUGGCAGUAGUAAGCUUAGCAUUAUAAAACAAAAGGUUGUUGGAACCGUCUUUACACACCAUCAAAAAUGUGUUAUUGUGGACACACAAGCAUCUGGUAAUAACCGCAAGAUAACCGCAUUUUUAGGAGGGCUUGAUAUCUGUGAUGGCCGUUAUGACACACAUGAGCACAGAUUGUUUCACGAUGUUGACACUGUGUUUAAAGAUGAUUUUCAUCAAAUUUCCAUUCCUAAUUUGACGGCUGGGACCAAGGCUCCAAGGCAACCAUGGCAUGACUUGCACUGUAGAAUUGACGGGCCUGCUGCAUAUGAUGUUCUUAUAAAUUUUGAGCAACGAUGGAGGAAAACCACACGAUUUAGAGAUUUUGGACAAUGUAAAAGGGUGUCUCAUUGGCAUGAUUCUUUACUUAAGAUAGGCCGUAUUUCAUGGAUACUUAGUCCUGAGAUGUCAGAUUCAGAGGAAUUUACAAUUAUUCCCAAAGAAGACCCAGCUUUAUGGGUUCAGAGAGAAGAUGAUCCUGAAGAUUGGAAUGUCCAGAUUUUCCGGUCUAUUGACUCAGGAUCGCUGAAUGGAUUUCCCAAAGAUGUCAUUGUUGCUGCGUCACAGAACCUGAUUUGCUCAAAGGAUCUAGUAAUAGAUAAAAGCAUUCAGACAGCGUACAUCAAGGCAAUCAGAUCCGCCCAACAUUUCAUAUAUAUUGAAAAUCAGUAUUUUCUUGGUUCAUCAUAUGCAUGGCCAGAUUAUAAAGAUGCAGGAGCUGACAAUCUGAUUCCAAUUGAGUUGGCACUGAAGAUUGCCAGCAAAAUCAGAGCUAAUGAGAGAUUUGCGGUGUAUAUAGUUGUACCUAUGUGGCCUGAAGGUCAUCCGAAUUCUGGUGCAAUGCAAGAAAUUCUCUACUGGCAGAGCCAGACAAUGCAAAUGAUGUAUGAUAUUGUUGCACGAGAACUGAAAGCCUUGCAGCUUCAAGAUUCACAUCCUCAAGAUUUCCUCAAUUUCUAUUGCCUUGGUAAACGGGAAAAAGUUCCUCAGGAAACAUCAAACAACAAGGAGAUCUGCGAGUCAUACAAGAAUCAGCGCUUUAUGAUUUAUGUUCAUGCCAAGGGUAUGAUAGUGGAUGACGAGUACGUCAUACUGGGAUCAGCCAAUAUUAACCAAAGAUCAAUGGCUGGUACGAAAGACACUGAGAUAGCUAUGGGGGCGUAUCAACCCCAUCACACUUGGGCUGAGAAGCAGAGACAUCCUUGUGGUCAAAUAUAUGGGUAUCGAAUGUCACUCUGGGCUGAGCAUCUUGGUAUGUUGGACACAUGCUUUAAAGAGGCAGAGAGUUUGGAAACUGUGAGGACUGUGAAUGGCAUUGCUGAAGAAAACUGGAGGAGAUACACAUCACCGGAUUUCACAGAACUGCAGGGUCACCUUCUCAGGUAUCCGUUGCUGGUAAGGGCUGAUGGUAAGGUGGAACCUCUGCCAGGAUAUGAAAAUUUCCCUGAUGUUGGCGGCAAAGUUAUCGGAGCUCAUACUAUUAAAAUUCCUGAUCAAUUCACAACAUAAGACCUCCCUGUAUACUUUUAUGUUCAUAUCACUGAUAUCAGGCGGCUAAUACUUUUUUAAGAAGUGUGGGUUUUCUAGGCAAGCUUAUGCUUUCAUCGUUCAUAUCAAGCAUGCUAUGACUGUGCAUGCGCUCGUGGUUCUAGUAGUGGCAAUCAACUUCGGACCUUUGCUAUGACUGUGCUCGUGGUUGUGUGAGCCCUAUGAUCGAACAAAGUCAUGACCACUAUGAGCAAAGACAUCACAACAACUCUUGCCGAACCCGCCAUUACUGGUACCUAUAUUUCUACGUAAACUCUCCUUUUCGAUUCUCAUUUCUAUUGUGGUUGUGAUUAGCAGCAAUUCAGCUUUAGUGGAACCUCCUGGUGUUACAAAUAUACAAAAUACCGUUAAAUACCUGUGUAAAUUGUAACAUAUAUCUUGUAUAUGAAAAUAUGUACAUAUUUCGAUUAAGAAAACAAUAAUAUUCAAAAUUUACC
Fragaria vesca subsp. vesca is the source of this 3023-nucleotide messenger RNA. Its product is annotated as phospholipase D delta-like. Gene Ontology annotation, cellular component: plasma membrane. NCBI's taxonomy places the organism in Eukaryota, Viridiplantae, Streptophyta, Magnoliopsida, Rosales, Rosaceae. The record is from RefSeq and is a predicted model, not a curated record. Gene Ontology annotation, molecular function: D-type glycerophospholipase activity; calcium ion binding. The transcript has 10 exons. Gene Ontology annotation, biological process: phosphatidylcholine metabolic process; phospholipid catabolic process. Bases 1 to 2547 code for a protein of 848 amino acids.